GAUCCGGCGGUGCUCGUGGCCGCCCUGCCGGCGCCCGCCUCGCUGGCCAGCGCCGGGACCGUCGUCCAGCAGAACCCCGAGAUCCACGUGCACGUAGCGCCUGGCUCGGACGCCACAGCGGCCGCCUGGGCGGCGGCCGAGGGCGCGGCCAGCGCCUUCGGCUUCACCCCUUGCGGGGCCGGCGCAGCGCUGGCCGAGGAGGUACCCGUUGCGGGCGCGGUCAGCUCGGCGGCGCGGCAGGAGCCGAUCGCUGGCAAGUCGGAUCUGGCGGCUACGCUGCCAGACGGACGCUACAGCUUCCCGUAUGGCACGCGCCUGCGCCGCUUCGCCUUGGAGCAGGCGGCGCUGGAGGGCUACGAGGCCGAGGCGGCCAAGCACGAGGCCCCGUCGCCCGCGCCGGUCUUCGACCUGCUCGACGCGGAGGAGUACGAGUGCGAGCUGCGCGUGGCGGAGCUCACGGACGACCACCAGCCGCUGCAGGUGGACGUCUCGUGCAUGCACUUGGGCCUGUCGGCCGAUGGUGGGGCUUUGGCUAUGUCCAUCGCGCCCAUCAGCAAGCGGCGUGGCGUGGUCACGCUGGCGCUGCCGGCCGACGUCUGCCCGUGGCUGGGCCCGCACUUCGCGGCCCUGGGCGACCCACGGACCCGCGUGCCCACGGGCGACGGGCAGUUGGCGACGGUGGCCUUCGUGCGGGUCAGCCCGGACGACGGUGCCUGGCUGGAGGCCGCGUCGGGCGGCGCUUCCUGGUCUGGCGACGGGCGCUGGCCUGCCGCGCGCGCCCUGGUGCAGCUCGCCGCCGACAUACCGCAGCACGUGCAGGGGCACGAGAACUACGGCGGCGGUUUGGUCCCGGCUGCGCACGCGCUAAUCCCGAACGACCUCGACUCUAUGCUGGGCGGCGCGGUCGGCAACGGUGGCGCCGCCGGGGCUGCAGCCGACGUGGGCGCGGCGCGCCUGCAGGACGCGGCCUCGGCCGCCGCGCAGCGUGCCUCCGCGGCCGCCCCCGCUGCCGAGUCCGCGGGGGGCCCGGUGCUGCGCGUCGCGGUCGCCUCGGCCCGCGAGAUGAUGGCCUGGUUCGAUGCCAGCAACCGCGCGUCGGCAUUCGAAACCUUGGGAGGGCCGCCGCCCGGCACCUCGCCAGGAGGCGCCCGUCCGGCCGCCGCUCGCGCCGCUGCCGCUGGCGCCAGGCCCGCGCGCCUGCAGGUGAUGGCCCAGCCGCGCGCCGGCGCAGACGAGCAGGCCGCGGCGGCUUGGGCUAUGCGCGCCGCCGGCACGCCGCUCGCGCACUUGGGCAGCCAGUGUGCCUGGCCGGCGCCGCGCCCCUGGGCGCCGCCCCGCCGUCGCGGCCGCCGGCGCGCGCCGGCGCCCCGGGCGGGGGGCGUGAUGCCGCUGGCCGCGACGCAGGUGGCCCAGGCCAGCGUCGCUGCGCCGGCCCUCGCGCUGGCGGCCGCGGCGCCCGCUGCCCCUCCGCCUCGGGCCGGCGCCUCGCCGGCGGAGCUGGCGGCGCACUGGGCCGCCGUGGCCGCGCUGCAGCGGAUGCCGCCUGGCGGCGAGCCCGACGCGCUGGCCGACCUGCUGCAGCUGGGCCUCGACGACGGGUCUGACGCUUCUGGCUGGAUGCCCGGGGCCCGCGGCGCGGCCAGCGUGCCCGACAGCUUCGUGCUGCGGACGGGCACGAUCAACAGUGCCGACCGGACGGCGACCCACCUCGGCAACGGCCUCGCCUGCGUGGCGGACCUGAUGGGCCGCGGGCCGCGCGAGAUGGCCGAGGCGGUCGCCCGCCUGCUCUUGGCGGCGCGUGGGCAGUUCCAGCGGGCAGCGGCCAGUGGCAGCUGGCCUGGCUGCUGA
Molecule: messenger RNA, 1848 nt
Organism: Prorocentrum cordatum
Lineage: Eukaryota; Dinophyceae; Prorocentrales; Prorocentraceae
Source: the annotation of a GenBank genome assembly